AUUGUCAUCAAGCAUCAUCACGGCUACCAUUUUCUCUCCUAAACUUUUUGAAACCUUUUGCAAGCCUUUUGUUCUUUUUUUCACAAGCAAAGCCUGAACCCAUAAAAGCUAGCUAGGGUUCCUUCACAGUAAAGCUCAAUCUUUAACUUUCAAGAAACCAAAUUGAUAACUACCCUUUUCUUGUUUCAAUUUCUACUUAAUUCUUUUGUGUGCUUAUUCUCAAUCUUGCAAUUCAAUCUUCCCCCCACCCUUCAGUUUCUUGAUCGGUGAAUUCAUGGUGGAUUCGGCGAUAUAUACUGUAAUGCUGAGCGCGUGGUGUUGGAGAUGGAAAUUUUUUCCGAAUCUUGUUGAUGGGUUUUGAUAUUGUGUCUUCUAGAUUUAGGGAUUGACAUCGCGUGGUCUGAAGUGAUUUCAAGAAUUUAGGAUGAUGGAGGAUAUUGGUUUGUUCAAGCAAGGGUGGAAAUGGUUACAAUCGAAGAAGCAGUUUUACUCAGUUGCAGGGACUGCGGCUACUUGUUUCAGGGACAAAAUUGGGAUUUUCAGAGAGCGGCAUUGGCCGGUGGUUUGUCGCGUGUGUGCAAGAUUAGGGAGGGUUCUGCGCCUCUUGUUGAUAUAUUGGAAGCAGUGUUUUGUUAGAGGAUUUUGGUCGUUUUUUGGGCUGGGUUCAGCAGAUUUGCUUUUUAUUAUGUGGAGUUGCUUCAUUAGUUUGACAUCAAUGUCUUGCCUGGUCAAUGCACUUCUUAGUAUGGGGAUUGCCGGGGUUGCCGUCCAGUAUUUGGGUUACACUCCUGGACUUUUUAUCGUAGGUCUUUGUGCUAUUUUAGUUUUAUGGAUGUAUGCCAACUUUUGGAUCACGGGUACAUUAUUUAUAGUUGGAGGUUGUUUGUUUUUCCUAAACCAUGCUCGCUUGGUUAUCUUAGUUGCUACCAUCUAUGCUGUCUAUUCUGUAAAGGUUCGAGUGGGAUGGCUUGGUGUUGUGUUGUCAGUAUGUCUUUCCUUUCCCUCUAAUGACUUGUUGAAUAAUGUGCUUCAAUGGUGUGACAAUUUGCGGGAAAGCACACACUUUGAAGAACAGAAAGAAUCAAUGUUAUUCAGCGAUGACGACUUUGUGGAAGAUUGUGACCAAUCUGUUCCUACUGAUGAAGAUGAGAAGGUUCGUUAUUGUAAAUCUUCUAGCACCAAGUCGCCCCCUAGCAAAAGUUCGCCAUCACCAAGCAAAAAAUCGUCAUCACCAAGUGAAAAUUCUCCCACUUCAACUGUUGUCAAAAAGCUGAAUGAAUCAUCUUCUAAUCAUAUAGAGAAAGAAGUGGUGAAUGCUCCCAAUGAGAUGAAAAGAAUUUUGGCAAGCGUGAAUCAUUAUGAUGCGCUGGGAUUAUCUCGCUCCAAUAAAAUUGAUGCUGUCUUGUUGAAAAAGGAGUAUCGGAAAAAGGCCAUGAUUGUGCACCCUGAUAAAAACAUGGGGAGCCCACUUGCAAGUGAAUCGUUCAAGAAACUUCAAUGUGCAUAUGAGGUUCUUUCUGAUACUACGAAGAAGCGAGAUUAUGAUGAACAACUUAGAAAGGAAGAAUAUAAGAGUGUUGCACAGAAAUCUUCUGAUACUUCUAGUCAGGGUAGAUCGGAUUACUGUUCUGAAGAGUCUAGACGUAUACAGUGCACAAAAUGUGGCAACUCACACAUUUGGGUUUGCACCAAUAAGACAAAGACCAAGGCAAGAUGGUGUCAGGAUUGCUGUCAACAUCAUCAAGCUAAGGACGGAGAUGGAUGGGUUGAAUACCGAGGUUCUCUGGUGCUUAAUCGACCUCAAAAGGUGGAGAUUCCUCGUGCAUUUGUUUGUGCUGAAGGCAAGAUAUUUGAUGUAUCAGAAUGGGCUAUUUGUCAGGGAAUGGCUUGUAGGCCAAAUACCCAUCGUCCAAGUUUUCAUGUAAACAUGGUUGGAUUGGAGAAAUCAACUCAGAGAUCCAACUCAGGCAGAUAUCCUUGGAAUUUGGAUGCCAAAAUGAUGGAUGAAGAUGAAGAUUUCGAUAUUUGGCUUCAGCAAGCACUAGCCUCUGGUCUCUUUUGUGAGACGUCAAAACGCAGAAAGAGCUGGAGUCCCUUCAAGUUGCCCCAGAAGAAAGGAAAGAAACCCUGGAAAAGGUCACCUUGACUGAUAGUAUCAGAGGUGGUCGUAACAGACCUCCCAUCUGGAUGAUCCCUGUAGCGGAGAGAACUUCAUAUUGAUGAAAUUUGACCUAACCAAACGUCAUGUACAAAAAAAUGCUCGAUUACUGUAAUUCAUCAACCAAGUUGGCUGAAGAGCUCAGCAGGGCCUGGUGAAACUGAAUUUAACCUCGGACUUCUACAAAUAGUUCUGUUUCCAGAUUUCAAGGGCUCCAACGUUGCAGUUCGACUUUAUCAUUUUUCCCAGGCAAGUUAACCUUGUUGUACAGAACUGUGCUGAUUGUAAUUGCUGUUAUAACUUAAUAAUAGCAGGGAUUUGCUUUAUAUGCAGUUUUAAUAAUGAAAAAGAAAAGAGAAUUAGUUAGGCUCA
Molecule: messenger RNA, 2530 nt
Organism: Daucus carota subsp. sativus
Lineage: Eukaryota; Viridiplantae; Streptophyta; Magnoliopsida; Apiales; Apiaceae
Exons: 10
Coding region: 425-2146 (573 amino acids)
Source: RefSeq, a predicted model, not a curated record